UUGUCUUACCUUUUUACACAUUGGGCAGAGAUUUAUUGUCACCAUCUGAUCAGUUCACUAUUGUUUUUAUUUGGAGCUGUACUCUAGCUAGAUUCAAAUAUCUUUCAAUAGCUCUCCAGAUACAGUGAUAGACCUGAUAUCUGGACUAGAUCUACUAAGUGAAAAUAGUGACACGAGAUUAAGUUACUCUAGUCAAGAUUAAGAAUGGCAUCGGAGCAACAUGCAUUUGCUUAUGAUCCAGAAAAAAAUUAUGAUGAGGACAUUAUGGCUCAGCAGAGACAGAUUGAAAAGGAGAUUGCAGAAACUCAACCAUUAGUAAGUGGGCUGUUUACAUUUGAUGAUAUUGUAGAGGAAUACACAAGUGAAGAUGCUGUGUACAGACAUAAAAUUGAAGAUCUUAAAACACGUUAUGCCAACAUGAGGAAAACAAGAGGAGAUGGAAAUUGUUUCUUUAGAGCUUUUGGUUUUGCCUUUCUAGAAAGUUUAAUCAAAGAUCCAACAGACUAUUCAAGAUUCCUGGAGUUGGUUACAAAAUCAAAAGAUGAGCUUAUUGCUUUGGGGUUCCCACAGUUUACAUUAGAAGACUUUUAUGACACAUUUAUAGAUAUUGUCAAGCAAGUGAAAAGUCCAGGCACUGUGGAAAAACUUGUUGAGACAUUUAAUGACCAGGGUUUGUCUGACUACUUUGUGGUGUACUUGAGAUUAAUAGUGUCUGGGUUUUUACAGAAGAAAGAAGAUGAGUACAUUCAUUUUAUUGAUGGGGAGAGAACUGUCAAACAAUUCUGCAGUCAAGAAGUGGAGCCUAUGGGUAAAGAAAGUGACCACAUCCAUAUAGUUGCCCUGACCAAAGCUCUGGAAGUUCCCAUUCGUGUCGAGUACAUGGACCGUGAAGGUCUGACUUGCAAUGCCUUCACCUUUAGUGCUUCUGACACAUCAGAUGAUUCAUUAGUCAAGCCUGCUGUCAGUCUUUUGUACAGACCAGGCCAUUAUGACAUUCUCUAUCCCCUUUGAACUGGAUGACAUGUUUGUUCAAAAAUAUUUUUUGGAUAUUUACAAAUUCCAAUCAACUGAAAGUUGUAUCAUUUACUGUUUUUUUUUGUAAGUUUGUUUAAAAAUUUCUUUAAAAAAGGUUACACACAAAACACACAAGCCUGAUUGUUUACACUGGACUAGAAAAUUAAGUACUGCUAAUUUCUCUGGGCUAAAUAUGUUUAAAUAAAGGAUUUAACUUCAUGUAGGCUUUGUGAAAAAUGUUUUUCAGAAAAGUAUUCUCAAGUAUUAAAACAAUUUUUAAAGACUAAAUUAAAUUAUUUGACUACCAAGUAAGAAAAAAUUAUGUAUUCAUUGCAAUUUACACUUUUGGCAAUGAAUACAAAAAAAUAGUUUUUAAUAAAGUUAUUAAAUACAUUUUCAUUGCUUGAAAUGUAAAAAAGUUUUGUAAUUUUGAAAUCCCAAACACUUUUCUCUAACCAAUGUGUAGACUCAGGGGUCUGUCUGAUGCACACAUAUGUUCAGUAAUGUGUUAAAGUAUUGCUGUCUGUCUACACAUCAUACAAGUAAUGAGGAAAUCUUGUGCUUGUUACAAUAAUCAUGAGGAUUGAUGUUGUGACAAUUUCUUGUGACUUGUAAUUUCACUUCUAGUGAAGGGACAUCACUACUGUCCAGUAGCUGUCUGGACUCUCCUUAAGUGAAAUGUUUACAAGAGUUAUUUUGUUGUAGUUCUGCCUUACACACCAUGUUGUAUGUGAGCAGUCUAUCAGUUUGUUUAUUGCAAUAAAUGUUAUUUGAUGGUU
Biomphalaria glabrata is the source of this 1793-nucleotide messenger RNA. Its product is annotated as ubiquitin thioesterase OTUB1-like. Gene Ontology annotation, molecular function: ubiquitin binding; cysteine-type deubiquitinase activity. NCBI's taxonomy places the organism in Eukaryota, Metazoa, Mollusca, Gastropoda, Planorbidae. Bases 205 to 1011 code for a protein of 268 amino acids. The record is from RefSeq and is a predicted model, not a curated record. Gene Ontology annotation, biological process: protein K48-linked deubiquitination. Gene Ontology annotation, cellular component: nucleus. The transcript is spliced from 8 exons.